AUGUCAGCCGAAGCCCUGUCAAGUCCUGAACCCCGGUGCAUUGAUGUCGGAAGUGGUGAAUCAUGGAGUUUGUCACAAAUCCUCGAUCACGCGGAGACCCUGGCAAAAUUUUUGGUCUCUUCCUUUGGCGGCCGUCGGUCUACUUGGAACACUGGAGGAGCCAACGUUGACUACGAAGUUAUUACUGUCGGUGUACUUGCACCAAACAUCCCGGCAAUACCUAUAGUGGCUUACAGCUGCAUGGCAGCCGGACUACCCGUCACGCCGCUACCCGUUGGAUCUUCGUCGUCAGAAAUUGCGUAUCUCGUCUGUCUUGCUCAAUGCGAGAUCGUAUUCAGCCCUUUGAAGGAUGGGACGGACAAAUCUUGCCAGACCAUCUGGUGA
Molecule: messenger RNA, 384 nt
Organism: Puccinia graminis f. sp. tritici CRL 75-36-700-3
Lineage: Eukaryota; Fungi; Basidiomycota; Pucciniomycetes; Pucciniales; Pucciniaceae
Exons: 4
Coding region: 1-384 (127 amino acids)
Source: RefSeq, a predicted model, not a curated record